This is a messenger RNA of Cyclopterus lumpus (lumpfish), 633 nucleotides long. RefSeq names its product transmembrane protein 235b (gene tmem235b). Lineage: Eukaryota; Metazoa; Chordata; Actinopteri; Perciformes; Cyclopteridae. The record is from RefSeq and is a predicted model, not a curated record. The coding region runs from base 1 to 633 and encodes 210 amino acids. Gene Ontology annotation, cellular component: apical plasma membrane. The transcript is spliced from 5 exons.
AUGAGCGCGUCCACGUUUGAAGGGAUGAAGCUCACUUUCGGCGCUCUGGUGAUCGCAGCCGGCGUCUGCGGCAUUCUGAGUUUCGCUUUUUUGGCGACUUCCCUCGGCACCGAAUAUUGGUACAUCAUCGAGAUGAAUCCUUUGAAUAUGAGCGACUUCGAGGACUUGAGCUCCCACUCGGGACUCUGGAGCAUCCACGAAGAUGGGAAGAUGAACACGGACGCUAUUGACUCUUUCACAGCGGACUCCUCCAGGUACUCUGAGAUCGAGCUGCACAUGCUGAGCAUGCACCGUGCAAUAGUGGUGGUGCUUCCCUUCAGCCUGGUCCUGUUGCUGUUUGGUGGGAUCUGUGGCUUGGUCAGCUCCAUGGCUCGGAGCCCGGUCCUCCUCACCCGCACGGCCUGCUACUUCUUCAUCUGCAGUCUGCUGACCCUGUGUGGCGUGAGUCUCUACAUCAUCUACUCGUACCAAGCCCUGGCUGAGACGGAGAGGGUGGUGGGGCCGGAGGGUCUGGCCUAUAUUCACACCUCCUUCGGCUGGUCUCUGGGUCUGGCCUGUCUCUCUUACGGCCUGGAGCUCCUCACCGGCGUCUUGCUGCUCGUGGCUGCACGAAUGGCCAAGCUGACAACCUGA